GUGUUAGAAAGAGGCAUUUAAGUCCAAACAGAGACACAUGAAACUACAUUCUCGUCUGAAGGGAAGAUGAGGCUGUUUAUCGCGAGAGUCUCUGUGCUGCUGCUGGUUCUGGGUUUUUCAUGCAUCACAUCUGAACUUGUAGACAAAUUCAGUAAAUGCGGUGACCUUUUCUACCAUCAAACGCCUCCGGACAUCCCUGGCAUUCUGAAGGAUUCAGCUGCACAGCACAGUAAUUAUAAAUUAAUCUGUCAACAAUAUGAGAGCAGUAUAAAGUAUGCAACCCUCUACGACACAACACAGAAGAUCCCUCUUUUCUCAGCUUACAAAUACACCAGAAUACAAGAAUACAAAGAAGUAACUAAGAUUCCCUGGAUGAUCGAGUCGAAGCUUGAACCUGUAGGGCCUGAGAUCCGUGAGCCAUUCGUCCAUCAGGCGAUCACUGGAGACUACACCAAUCCACACGCCAACGAUCGACAGGUCAGCCCCGGUCACUUAUUUCCAGUCCGUUAUGCAGCUGAUAGAGACACUGCCAAGUCUACGUUCACUCUAACCAACAGCAUUCCACAGAAGAGAAACUUAGAGACAGGCAUUUGGAUUCGCAAAGAACAAGACAUUAAAGAUAUGAUGGAUAAAUACUGUCGUGACCAGAAGAACAACAACAAGAUCUUGGCCUACGUGUUGACUGGAGCUCUGCCUGGCAACAAUAAUCUGAAUAACAGAGUGAACAUUCCCUCUCACAAGUGGAUGGCUUUUUGCUGCUUUAACAGUUCAGGAAACUCAAUGCUCUCCAGAGCUGACUGGGCCGAGAACAAAAUAGAUGAAGAUGUAGUAACUCGUCCUAAGAGCCUGCAGGAGUUACAAACGUUCUUAAAUGAGAGAUGGCGCAAACAAGUAAAAGUGUUUUACAAAGACUGUAUGUAAUUUUAACAUACGACCAGAGAACAGCCUUCUUCAGUCAGCGCAGAAUGAGAACACAAUGCUUUACAUCAGCAUUUCAUCUGUAAUGCUCUUCUUUCAUCAUAUCCUGAGAAAAAAGAAAAGAAAAAAUCGAGCAAAUUCUUCUUUCAUUAGUGUGUACAUGCUUUUUUCUUUAAUAAAGCUUGCAAUUGCAAAUAUUGGCA
Molecule: messenger RNA, 1121 nt
Organism: Cyprinus carpio (common carp)
Lineage: Eukaryota; Metazoa; Chordata; Actinopteri; Cypriniformes; Cyprinidae
Product: endonuclease domain-containing 1 protein-like
Molecular function (GO): nucleic acid binding; hydrolase activity; metal ion binding
Source: RefSeq, a predicted model, not a curated record